CACACACACACACACACACACACAGAUGGGGGAAGGGAAUAGAAGAAUUGCGAGAGGUUUGUAUGAGAGAGCAAGCCAAAGUGAAAAAAGAGAAGCGAGUGAGUUUUAUGAGAAACUAAAGUCGAAAAGAGAUGGAAAAAUAAGGGCGUUAGACUUUAACAAGGGUGUUGAAUCUAGUCUUUCCAAGGAAAAAAUUUUCAAGCAACUUGAUUUGGACGGAGACGGAUUCCUCGACUUCGACGAUGUUCUGCUGCUCUUCUACCACAGCAUCAAAAAGGCCAUCACCAUCCUCCGUUGUCGCGGCUGUUCCAUACUUAUUUAUGGCACUGCUCAUUCAUGCUUCCAAUGCUUCUUCAACACUGCUGAUCACAGGUUCUCCCUUUGCCAUGAUUGUAAUUCCACAGGAAAGGUCCCACACGGACAUCCCUUGAUCUCCUCGUCCUCAUCCUCAUCCUCAUCCUCAUCUUCCUCCUCUUUGUCGCGCGACCAAGCUCUUCUUAUUAAGUUUAGCGACCUCAUCUCUGCUCAUCCAUCAACCUUUCCAUCCAAGAAGGAGUUGGAAAAAAUGUGGGAGGAAGCCAAGUGCCAAGCUGGAACAGCCUCCCCGGCCGUGGAGGGCAUGGCAGAUAACUACUUCAAAUCCAUGGGAUCCAACAAUCGCAUCGAUAUUAAAAAGUUUUCAUCGACUCUCACCAAACAGCAAGAGAAAUUCCUUACUCCCAGACCAGAUUCUGAGCCGGAAACUAAUUAUAUGAAGAACACGUUGGCAAUGAAAAUGAGACAAACCCGAGAAACAGCAACUGCGUAUCAUACAGCUUCACCUUCAACUCCCCACACAUAUUACGCGAAUCAUCCUAUUCAUAUUCCUUCGAGUUAUGGUCCGAACAUGCAGACUUCUUCAAGUGGAACAAUAUCUCCACUGAAAAUGGUGACUACCACAUUCAAAAUAGUGGAAAUGGCCCUCACCAUAGCCAGCCUUUCCAGCAUGUGCACUAUCAUGUGACUAUAGUUGGAUUGUAAUGUAAUGUCAUUUCUUAUUUUUGGAUGUUUAUUAUGUUGACGAGUACUCUUUUUCCUACUCGAUCAUCUUUAUGUUGAGCUGCUUUGAGAGGUUUUAAUGAGGCUCGAUGUUUUGUGUGCUUCAUAAUUUUCAUGUCAUGACCUUAUUAUAUUGAUGAACUGCUUCGAGAGGAGGCUCGAUUUUAUU
Salvia splendens (bonfire salvia) is the source of this 1207-nucleotide messenger RNA. RefSeq lists its product as uncharacterized. The coding region runs from base 26 to 1003 and encodes 325 amino acids. The record is from RefSeq and is a predicted model, not a curated record. The transcript is spliced from 4 exons. NCBI's taxonomy places the organism in Eukaryota, Viridiplantae, Streptophyta, Magnoliopsida, Lamiales, Lamiaceae. Gene Ontology annotation, molecular function: calcium ion binding.